Thalassophryne amazonica is the source of this 2103-nucleotide messenger RNA. It is a transcript of the gene pcbp4, whose product is annotated as poly(rC) binding protein 4. Bases 415 to 1899 code for a protein of 494 amino acids. NCBI's taxonomy places the organism in Eukaryota, Metazoa, Chordata, Actinopteri, Batrachoidiformes, Batrachoididae. Gene Ontology annotation, cellular component: cytoplasm; nucleus. The transcript is spliced from 15 exons. Gene Ontology annotation, biological process: negative regulation of mRNA splicing, via spliceosome. Gene Ontology annotation, molecular function: mRNA binding. The record is from RefSeq and is a predicted model, not a curated record.
UCCUCCUCCUCCCCCCUCCUCCUCAGCAGUUUAUUGUCGCUGACAGUCGGAUUAUUCCUCACAGCAGCAGCAGCAGCAGCUCUGCUCCCUCUCCACCUCCUCCUCCUCCUGCUCUCCGUCCGACAAUGCAGGCACCAACUCAGGAUCUAUGAUUUCUGCCUCCUUCCUCCACGAACUGUUCGAGUGAUGUUGCCACAUCCACAGAUCACAGCAAGUCAGUUGAGUUGAAAGAGAUACAAGGAUAAAGCCAAAAGAUCCUUCUUCUAGAGACCAGCUCUACCGACUCCAUCCCACCAUCCACCCCCAAACCCAACCUCCCCUUACCCCCUCACAGUUCCAACACUCUCCAAGGGUAUUUUGCUGGGUUCUGUGGUGUUCUGGAAAUUUCCAUUCGCCUAGGGGCCUCGGACCUUCAUGCGUCUCCCAGCAGUAGAGUCCACCCACACAUCCACCCACCACACCACCGCCUCCACCACCAUGAACUGUGAACAGGAGUUUGGAGAUGGAGCCAUGGGAGUCACGCUCACACUACGCCUCCUUAUGCACGGAAAGGAGGUAGGAAGCAUUAUUGGCAAGAAAGGAGAAACGGUGAAAAGAAUACGAGAAGAGAGCAGCGCCAGGAUCAACAUCUCAGAGGGGUCGUGUCCGGAGAGGAUCAUCACCAUCACAGGGCCGACGGACUGUGUGUUCCGAGCCUUCACCAUGAUCACGUUCAAACUGGAGGAGGAUCUGACGGCACUGGUAGCCAACGGCACAGUGACCAGCAAACCUCCAGUCACUUUAAGACUGGUGAUCCCAGCCAGUCAGUGUGGCUCUCUCAUUGGCAAGGGCGGCUCAAAGAUCAAAGAGAUCAGAGAGACAACAGGUGCCAAGGUGCAGGUGGCGGGCGACCUCCUCCCCAGCUCCACAGAGCGUGAGGUGACGAUAUCGGGGAGCCAGGACGCCAUCAUCCAGUGUGUUAAACUCAUCUGCACCGUAAUCCUUGAGUCUCCACCGAAAGGAGCCACUAUUCCAUAUCGACCAUGUCCCACCCCAGGAACUGUGCUGCUGGCUGGAAACCAGGUGUUCGAGGCAUCAGACUUUGGCUCCCACCCCCUGUUUUCAGUGGCACAGGGAGGAAUGGACCUGCAGCAAACAUAUGCAGUCCAGAGUCACUAUGGCAUUCCACAUUCAGAGCUCGCGAAGCUCCACCAAUUGUCGAUGCAGCAACAGGGCCUCGCCACCAUCAGCCAAUCAGCUGCACCUGUUCUCUCGGGAGUUGAAGCCAGUUCCCAAACUACAUCUCAGGAGCUCCUCAUUCCAAACGAUUUGAUUGGUUCAAUCAUUGGUCGCCAGGGCACCAAGAUAAAUGAGAUCCGUCAGGUAUCAGGGGCUCAGAUCAAGAUCGGAAGCCAGAUUGAAGGCACCAGUGAUCGUCAUGUCACCAUCACUGGCACACCUAUAGCCAUUAACCUGGCUCAGUAUCUAAUCACUUCAUGUUUAGAGACAGCCAAAUCCACCGCCCAGUCCUCCUCCAUGCCGUCUCCCGUUGACUUGACCAUGAGCUUCACCCAGCCUGCCCCCCCUGUCUCUGCCUCGUCCUCCUCCUCCUCCCCCCUGGCAGCGAUGGGCGCCACACUGCCCCAUGCUCCCAUCCUGGGCGCUCCCUAUGCCCUCCCCCUCACCAGCCUCCUGGGAGUGAAAUCCAUCCCCUACCUGGCACUCUCCACCCCUCCCGGUUCAGCGGUGGCGGCUGCAGCGGCAGCUAUCGGGGCCCCGGUGAUCCCGGGUUCCGCGGCGACAUCGGCUGUUGCAGUUCCAGCCCACGCAGCAGCAGCUCUGGCAUCCUACACGGCCAAGAUCUCAUCCUCAGCCAACGGGAUGAAGAAGCCCGAGAGACAGAAGUUUGCACCGUACUGAAGAAGGCGGAUUUCGUGAAGCGCGGAGGUGCAUCACUGAGGUACCCUGUGGUGGUGAUGAUGAUGAUGCUAGUUUACCAGGAGGGCAGUUUCAUUUCUUCUUCUCCUUCUUUCUUUUGUGACCUUUGUUCCAUUUCUUUUGUCUGCUCAGAAAAUGUCAAAGUGGGAUGAUUGGAAACAUAUUUCAGACAUGGACUUGCUGUUA